This is a messenger RNA of Salvia hispanica, 732 nucleotides long. The record is from RefSeq and is a predicted model, not a curated record. Lineage: Eukaryota; Viridiplantae; Streptophyta; Magnoliopsida; Lamiales; Lamiaceae.
AUGGCAUCAAUUAUAGAGCUAGAGAUUCAUCGCAAGUUAUCUUCUAGUUUCUUCGACCCUGCGAGAGCACCCAAAGCACCACCACCAUCAUCGACCCCUCCGCCUUCGGCCUGCUCCACCUCCUACGUCGACAUCUCCGACCUCGACUACGCCGAGGAGCUCUACCACCGCACCGUCGUCCACGGCGGCCCCACCCCUCCGCCGCGCCGCCACCGCCGCCUUCCGCCGCCUGGGAAAACACCGGGCCAAAACCCCGUCCCCCUCCUUCCCCCGCCCCCUUUCCCCCUCCUCCCCCCCUCCUCCCUCCUUUCCCCCCUGCACCCGCCCCUCCCCCCCCCCUCGGGGGUCACCGGCCCCCUGUUCGGGCCGGGGGGUCAGCCGCCGUCCGUUCGACCCGCGGUCCCCGCCGGCCUCGCGUCGAGUUUUGGGGCCCACCGCCGCGCUCGUGAAGAGAUGUCGGCGGGGGUCGGAUCGCGCUGGAGUGGAGAACCCGGGGCGGGGGGGGGGGGCUUUGGGGACCCGGUGGAAAAUUUUACGCAAGGGGAGGAGGGGCCGGCACGUGGGGGAGUGCAACGAGAGGAUUGGCACGUGCUGGCAGGGCAGAGGGUGUCGGGGGGUGGGGGUAUUCCGGUGGCGGAGGAGGGCUCGGAAGGGCGGGGGGGGGCGAGGGGGGCGGUGAAGCGGGCCCCGGGUUCGAGGGGCGGGGGAACCGGGACUGGGGGGUUUUUAUAG